This is a messenger RNA of Momordica charantia (bitter melon), 1068 nucleotides long. Its product is annotated as B3 domain-containing protein At5g42700-like. NCBI's taxonomy places the organism in Eukaryota, Viridiplantae, Streptophyta, Magnoliopsida, Cucurbitales, Cucurbitaceae. The record is from RefSeq and is a predicted model, not a curated record. Gene Ontology annotation, molecular function: DNA binding.
ACCAAACCCAAGGAACACGAAGCGAGGAAGAAGAGAUCAUGGGGGUGGCUAAUCUCUCGUACGAGGAAUGUCGUCGCAAGAGACUCGAAGAAAACAAGAAGAGAAUGGAAGCCCUAAAUUUGCCCUUGCUUUCUCAGGCUCUCCUCGAUUCUUCCCCUUCCAAAUCCUCCCCAAGCAAGUUGGGCAAGCCUCGUGUCACUCAGAAACAGCUGGUGGUGGUGAGGAGAUCCAGUCGCGUAGCAAAACAAUCAGCCCCUGUUUACGCUGAAGUUCUUAUCAAUCGCGUGGUGAUUCCUAGAAGGACCUCCAGAGCUAGAGAUUUUUCAAACCAGUUUUAUGCUUCGGAUGAAGCAAGAAAAAAUGCCUUUGAAAGAGCAGAGCAACUUCAAUCUGGGUUGGAGCCGAAUUAUCCCAGCUUUAUAAAGUCAAUGGUUCGAUCUCAUGUUAGUGGUUGUUUCUGGCUGGGGCUUCCUGCUCAUGUCUGCAAGACAAUCCUUCCAAAUCGUGAUGGAGUUAUGACUUUAAUAGAUGAAGAUGGCGAUGAGUAUCCAACAAUAUAUUUGGCCCGAAAAACAGGACUUAGUGGCGGAUGGAAGGGUUUUUCAAUUGCUCAUAAAUUGGGAGAUGGGGAUGCUGUGGUUUUUCAGCUCAUUAGACCUACAACCUGCAAGGUGUACAUUCUUAGGGCGCAUAGUUCCAGAGAAGAUAGUGAUUCUAACAGUAGCUAAAUGGUUUACUUAAAAAUCCCAAUUCAGGUAAGAAGUGGCCUGAUGGGGAAGUGCACAUAAUGCAAUGCAGCUACGUUUGUCAGACUUGGGUUUGGAGCAAAAUGCAGUGUGUCUUUUGUAUAGGCUAUCUUUGGAGGAGCAAAUGCAAUCACCAAAGUAACAGAAUAGGAUUUGUUAAUUGCAGUGGUGUGGUGUAUUCAAAUCUCCCUAACACUUCUUCACUUUUCUUUAUUUUAGCUUAGACUACAUUGUUAGCUGAUAGAUAGAUUUGGCUGAUUUUGAACGAGCGAGCCUCAAGGUUCCAAGUGGGUUGAGUCCUGUGUAAGUUAAUGAACUUGAG